This is a messenger RNA of Bactrocera latifrons, 561 nucleotides long. RefSeq lists its product as uncharacterized. The record is from RefSeq and is a predicted model, not a curated record. Lineage: Eukaryota; Metazoa; Arthropoda; Insecta; Diptera; Tephritidae. The transcript has 3 exons. Bases 1 to 561 code for a protein of 186 amino acids.
AUGGAAAACGUUCUUCAGUCUGCUAUCAGCUGGAUCGUUUCGGGACGUUAUAAUACCGGCAGUAACAAUAUGUCUAAACGAUCUUGUUUAUUUUUAGCCAAUGAAUCUUUAGAUGCCAAAUUGGAAAGGUUGUGGAAAUUGGAAGAAGUUACUACCAUCCCAGAGCCUGGGACUCGUGAACAAAAGAUUUGCGAGCAUUUGUGCAAUUCAACCAUGUCAAGAAGACCUUGCGGCAGAAUAGUUGUCAAACUCCCUUUCAAGGAUGAUCCGACGUGCUUGGGUGAGUCAUACACUACGGCAUUGCGACGUUUCAGUGCACAAGAUCGUCGAUUGGCCAAAUCACCACAAUUGACAGAACAAUACGUUGAAUUUAUGAACGACUACGAGAGCCUGGGUCAUAUGAGCAUCGUAAAGAAUACGAAUCUGAGCGAACCGCAUUAUUUUAUACCACAUCAUUGCGUUCUUAAACCAACAAGUACAACAACAAAGCUUAGAGUUAUAUUUGACGCCUCCUGUCGCACUACAUCCCAAAAAUCACUAAACGAUAUUCAGAUGGUUUGA